Molecule: messenger RNA, 552 nt
Organism: Acanthosepion pharaonis
Lineage: Eukaryota; Metazoa; Mollusca; Cephalopoda; Sepiida; Sepiidae
Source: the annotation of a GenBank genome assembly
AUGUUGUGCCCUCCGACAUUUGAGCGCUGCUGUAUUUACAGUCAAUAUAAAUAUGUUAAGACCUUGAUUCUUUUCUCUUUCUUCCUUUUGUAUUUUUUGGUUUAUUUAUCUCGUACUUCUUUCUUUCUUUCUUUCUUUUUUUUCUUUCUUUCUUUCUUUCUUUCUUUCUUUCUUUCUUUCUUUCUUUCUUUCUUUGUCAGUGUUACCCAACAUUCUAUCUAUCUAUCUAUCUAUCUAUCUAUCUAUCUAUCUAUCUAUCUAUCUAUCUAUCUAUCUAUCUUUAAGCGAACUUAUGUACGACUUUGUGCCCGAGAAUUCAGUGGCGUUUGUCUUGUUUAUUUAUUAUUUCUGUUUGUUUCAUUAUUGGUUUCGCCGCAUUUUUUCUGUCGUAUUUUCUUAACGAAAAACAUUUUCUUUUCUUUUCUUUAUUUCUUUCUUUCUUCGUACUUUUUAUUGUUAGGAAUUAUUGUGUUUCACUUGAUAACAUUUUUCUUCUUCUUUUCCUUUUUAUUCUUUCCUUCUUUCUUUUCCUUCAUACUUUUUAUUGUUUAG